Manduca sexta (tobacco hornworm) is the source of this 1966-nucleotide messenger RNA. RefSeq names its product sodium-coupled monocarboxylate transporter 1. Lineage: Eukaryota; Metazoa; Arthropoda; Insecta; Lepidoptera; Sphingidae. The transcript has 14 exons. Gene Ontology annotation, biological process: sodium ion transport; transmembrane transport. Gene Ontology annotation, molecular function: symporter activity. Bases 134 to 1942 code for a protein of 602 amino acids. Gene Ontology annotation, cellular component: membrane. The record is from RefSeq and is a predicted model, not a curated record.
UAAAUUGCGAGUUAUCGUAAUUGUUUCAUUGUAGCAGAUUGAGCUUCUCUGUACGUGCAUUUGAGCGUUGGGCGCCUUUGGGUGACGGCUUAGCCAUGAUACUCUAAACUGAGAGUAGGUAAUUAUUACCAAUAUGGGUGACCAAGGCGAAGUUAAUGAUAUAAUGAACCAAAUGCAAAAGUUCUCGUGGGUGGACUAUGUUGUGUUCGUAUUUAUGUUGGCGAUCAGUGCUGUUGUGGGAAUAUAUUGGGGUUUCAUGAAGAAACAGACGACGCAAGCAGAUUAUCUCCUCGGCGGAAGGAAUAUGAAAGUUGUGCCAGUGGCGAUGUCGCUUGUUGCAAGUUUCGUCUCUGGGAUAACACUGCUCGGAUCACCGACUGAAGUGUACAUGUAUGGGACGCAGUACGCGUACAUCAUCGCAGCAAUAUUCUUGAUGAGCAUUCUGAUGACGCAGAUAUAUCUACCUGUAUUUCAUGAGCUGAAGCUCACUUCAAAUUAUGAGUACUUAUCUAUCAGAUUCGACAACAGAGUUCGAUUAUUUGGAUCUGUACUUUUUGCUUUUACGCUGAUAGGAUGGUUACCAAUUGUUAUUUACGUGCCAGCGUUGGCUUUUAACCAAGUAACCGGUGUUGACGUCCACGUGAUCACUCCAAUAGUAUGUUUGGUCUGCAUAUUUUACACGAGUGCUGGAGGUUUACAAGCUGUGGUUUGGACCGACGUCAUUCAAAUAACCGCAAUGUUUGGAGCGAUGGCUUUAGUAGCGAUAAAAGGUACGAUUGAUGUGGGAGGUAUUGGCGUGGUUUGGCAAAGAAACAUGGAAAGUGGACGCAUAGAACUACCCAAUUGGGAUCCAAAUCCUCUAACACGUCAUACAAUAUGGAGUCUGGUGGUUGGUGGCCUUGUGUAUUGGCUGCAGGCUAACGCAGUGAAUCAGACAAUGGUGCAGCGAUAUUUAUCAUUGCCGACAUUAAAGGGUGCAAAAUGGGCCGUUAUUCUGUUCUGCAUCGGGAUAUCACUGCUGUAUUGUUUCUGCGUGUAUUGUGGUCUAUUGAUAUACGCGCGGUUUCAUGAUUGCGAUCCUUUACAAACUAAGUUGGCUAAGGCUAAGGAUCAACUCUUACCGCUGUUAGUGAUGGAUGUGUUGGGUAAUAUACCGGGAUUACCUGGAGUGUUCGUAGCUGGUAUAUUCAGUGCAGCAUUGAGUUCAUUAUCAACGAGUUUGAACUCUAUGUCAGCGGUUGUUUUGGAAGAUUUUUAUAAACCAUUUUUCAAGAAAGAACUCUCGGACACACAAAGCAAUUGGCUGAUGCGAGGUGUCGUCAUCCUUCUGGGCACACUUUGUGUAGCUCUAGUUUUUAUAGUUGAGAAAAUGGGAACAAUAUUACAACUGACGAUGACAUUGGAGUCAAUGACGAUGGGUCCGCAACUUGGUGUGUUUACGAUGGGUAUACUUAUGCCUUGGGUGGAUGCGACGGGCGCUCUAGUCGGAGGUGUGAGUGGUGUAGCGGUGAUGUCGUGGUGGUGUCUGACAGCGCAGUUGGCCAUAGCCCGCGGGCAGAUCACGCACGAACACAAGCCACUGGACGUACUCGGUUGUCAAUAUAACUUCACUGCUUCAGAAGUUGUUGGUGACAGAUUGGACCCCAGCGAGGACGUGAACCCCAUGCUGCAAGUGUCCUACAUGUGGUACACUUUAUCCGGGGCCGUGGUGACUAUGUGCGUGGGAGCGGCCGUCUCCCGAGUGAAUAGGGCUCGUGGUAAACCGCAUCUCCCACCAGCUCCCAACCUACUUGCGCCCCAACUGCGCCGACUGUACAAGGAACCCCCUCAUCCUACUGACGAACCUUAUAUACGAGCUUACGGCAAUAAUAAGGAAGCCGCAAAAAUAAACUCUACCUCAAUAAACAUGAAAUCAAUGACGGAGUGUGCAGAAAUUAGUUGAUUAUGUUUGUUUUUAAUUUAUAAA